AUGGACAAUGCCGGCGAAAUAGUAGUUCGCCAAGUUCAUGCUGGCGACGGCGACGGCGCCGACAUCGUCUUCGAGUUCAACGGUCAGCGAAUGGACGUUUCGAUUUUCCCUUCUCUCUCAAGACCUGGUCAGGUGCAACAAUCCCUCGAGGAUCGCCUCAUCGAUCUCUUGGCCCGCGCCACGUCACCCGACACCGACGAUGACGAAUACGAAGACAUCGUCGAUGAAGUGCUUGAGACAAUACUUGAUGCAGGGUCACAUAUCUUCAGCGAAGCCGCACCUACGCCCUCGACUGAUGGUAUCGAUUUACACUCUCUUGUCUUCCCGCCAACUCACGUGUUCCGAUUAGAAACAGUGGAUGACAACGCUACCAUUGUGCGAAUCGAUCCCGAAGAAGAAUACACGUCAUCCUUCCUUGACCGCGACGGGCUCUUUUGA
Purpureocillium lilacinum is the source of this 438-nucleotide messenger RNA. The record is from RefSeq and is a predicted model, not a curated record. NCBI's taxonomy places the organism in Eukaryota, Fungi, Ascomycota, Sordariomycetes, Hypocreales, Ophiocordycipitaceae.